Molecule: messenger RNA, 1332 nt
Organism: Cucurbitaria berberidis CBS 394.84
Lineage: Eukaryota; Fungi; Ascomycota; Dothideomycetes; Pleosporales; Cucurbitariaceae
Product: 3-ketoacyl-CoA reductase
Exons: 2
Coding region: 114-1139 (341 amino acids)
Biological process (GO): fatty acid elongation
Cellular component (GO): endoplasmic reticulum
Molecular function (GO): ketoreductase activity
Source: RefSeq, a predicted model, not a curated record
CCGUGGUUGAAUCGUGUUAGAUUCGCUUUUCCACGAUCAGUCUGUUGUGCUUUUCAGCGUGCAGUUCAUAUUUUAGAGGACGUCUCCCUUGCUUUUCCCUCGAUCUACACACCAUGGCAAACAUCAUCGGCUCACUCGGUGUCCGCAUCGACGCCAACAACUCGUUCGUUCAAGCUGCCGUAUACGGCUUCUUGCUCGUAGGCAUUGCCUCGUUCGCAGCACCCAUCAUUAGUACUAUCCGGGUCUUGCUCAGCUUGUUCGUGCUUCCCGGUAAAUCUCUCACUACCUUUGGCCCUCGCGGCACAUGGGCUCUCAUAACAGGCGCGUCCGACGGCAUUGGCAAAGAGUUUGCCCUCUCCCUCGCAUCGAAAGGCUACAAUCUCAUCCUCGUCUCGCGAACGCAAUCAAAACUCGACUCCCUCUCUGCCGACCUCUCCUCGAAGUAUGGCCCCAAGAUUGCAGUCAAGACGCUCGCCAUGGACUUCGCGCAGAACAAGGAUGCCGACUACCACAACCUGAAGAAGUUGAUUGAGGGGCUGGAUGUUUCAAUUCUCGUCAACAACGUCGGACUGAGCCAUAGCAUUCCUGUGCCCUUCGCCGAGACGCCCAAGCAGGAGAUGAACGACAUCAUCAUGAUCAACUGCAUGGCCACACUGCGCGUCACUCAUAUCGUCACGCCAGGCAUGAUAUCCCGCAAGCGUGGAUUGGUCCUCACCAUGGCAUCGUUUGGCGGUUUCUUCCCUACCCCGCUCCUUGCAACAUACUCCGGUAGCAAGGCCUUUUUGCAGCAGUGGUCCACAGCUCUCGGUUCGGAACUACAGCCCCACGGCGUGCACGUCCAAUGCAUACAAUCACACUUGAUCACGACGGCCAUGUCCAAGAUCCGCAAGUCGAGUGCGCUCGUCCCGAAUCCAAAGCAAUUCGUUCACGCAGCAUUGAGUAAGAUCGGCAGGUCUGGGGGUGCGCAGGGUGUCGCUUUCACGAGCACCCCGUAUUGGAGCCAUGGCCUCAUGCAGUGGUUUCUCUCAAGGUUUUUGGGUGAAAGGUCGCACGUCGUUGUAAAGGUCAACAGAAGUAUGCACGAGGAUAUCCGGAGAAGGGCAUUGAGGAAGGCGGAGAGAGAUGCAAAGAAGCAGUAGAAUUGAAUGUAAUGCGGCAAUAGCUAAUUUUGGGUUGUGUAGUAUCAAGGAUGCUUAGUACGAUUGAGAAAUAUGCAAAAAAUAUGCCGGAUAAAGGCAGGCUCGGGUCAAUUUUCAAUGAAUACCAAAUGCUCCAAGAAUUGUACUCCCGGUUAAUCCUCCUUCGAUGGUGUAGCUGCACUAUGGCAUGGCU